Molecule: messenger RNA, 1586 nt
Organism: Cotesia glomerata
Lineage: Eukaryota; Metazoa; Arthropoda; Insecta; Hymenoptera; Braconidae
Product: prion-like-(Q/N-rich) domain-bearing protein 25
Exons: 6
Coding region: 348-1586 (412 amino acids)
Source: RefSeq, a predicted model, not a curated record
UCAAUCGAUAAAACUUUAUUUUAAGUGAUUAUAGAUUUUUAUUAUUCCUAAUUCACCACUAUAUAUUCCAAAAUUUAUAAAACGGAGCGAAAAACGUCAAUAAAAAUGUUAUUCCCUACAUUAUUUACUACAUUGGUUUUGAGCGUCAAUGCAGCGUACCACAGUAACGACGACGAUGCAUGUCAGGCUACAGGAAAAUCGGUCAGUACAAACAAUUAACUUUACAUUGACUUAUUGACAUUGAUUCUCCUUCACUGACUUGAAAGUGUAAUCCGGAGGACGCAGUUCCGUGCUGUGACGAUGCAGUUUCAUGCCAAGCGAGUGAGACGCCCGGGUUGUACAUCUGCAUGGAACAAGAACAAUUGGGAUCGCAAUGCAUCUACUCUUCCGAUUGUUUAAAAUUCCACAACACCGACUGUAUUAACAACAAGUGUAGAUGCAGUUCUAACUACAUUCAAUUAAACUCCACAUACUGUGCCCCAAAAUUGGGCGCCUAUUGCGCUAGAGAAGCCUGCGCAGCUGGAAAUUCUGUCUGCAUUGAUUACAAGUGUCAAUGCAGUCCGAAUUUCUUAAAAUCUCACGAUCGCUGUCUUGCAACUAAUUUGAACCAAUCGUGUUCCAUCAAUGCAGAUUGUGACGGAAUUCCGUUCGCAGAAUGUUCCACCGCAAAAACAUGUUCCUGUCGAUUGAAUUACAUUCAACGUGGGUCUAAUCAAUGCCUUUCAGCCCUGGGCGAAGCCUGUUCCGAGCAUAGUUCCUGCGCAGCUGCUAAUUCGCUGUGCAUUGACUAUAAAUGUCAAUGCAAGCCAAGAUACGCCUCUCUGUCUAACUCCGAAUGCGUACCACUUCGCAUCAAUGGAGUCUGCAGAGACAAUUUUGAUUGUCAGGAUGUGUUAAAUACAAUUUGUACUGAUAAUAAGUGUCAAUGUGACCAAGAUAGCUUUGAAGUGGACGGCAAGUGCGUAGCACUUUUAGGCGGAUUUUGUUCCACAAACAGCGACUGCAUCACUGGAAACUCGUGCAUUGAUCAUAUCUGUCAAUGCAGUCAUAAUUACGAACCAAUCGGUCAGAAUAGCUGCAAGCCAAAAUCAAUUGGAAAAGCGUGCAAACUCGACGAAGACUGCGAUUUCAUUAAAAACGCCAAGUGUGCUGACAACGUGUGUCAAUGCAGGGACAAAUACUUUGGAAAAAGCGAUUUUUUGUGCUCACCAAUCAUCGGCGGUCGCUGUUCUCACAAAUCUGAGUGCUUUUUCAACAAUCUCGAGUGCAUUGACGGCCAAUGUCAAUGCAGUGAGGGAUUAUCGGCGAUUUCAAGUAGUCAAUGCUUGACAACUUCUUUGAUGUUUUCUUGUCAGCAUGUCUCAGAAUGCGCCGACACUUCGCACUUUGAAUGUUUGAACAAUAAAUGUGUCUGCAAAGCUGAUGAUAAUAUUUCGUUGAGUGGAGCGAUGUGCUUGCCACUCCUUGGCGGGAUUUGCUGGAAGAAUGAUCAAUGCAUUCCUGAGAAUUCGGCCUGCAUUGACUUUAAGUGUCAAUGUAAUCCUGGUUACAUAGCUGCGGCUAAAAACUUGUGUGUGAAAAUAUGA